This is a messenger RNA of Mizuhopecten yessoensis (Yesso scallop), 1590 nucleotides long. RefSeq names its product sialate O-acetylesterase-like. The transcript has 9 exons. Gene Ontology annotation, biological process: carbohydrate metabolic process. Bases 46 to 1551 code for a protein of 501 amino acids. NCBI's taxonomy places the organism in Eukaryota, Metazoa, Mollusca, Bivalvia, Pectinida, Pectinidae. The record is from RefSeq and is a predicted model, not a curated record. Gene Ontology annotation, molecular function: sialate O-acetylesterase activity.
CUAGGGUCACACGAACGAGCCAGGUGAAUUCAUUCUGCUUGGUGGAUGAUGGCAGUAAUGGACAAAUUUAUCUUGAUCACCGUUCUAAUCUCACUCAGUCAUGUUUGUGAGUCAGCAUUUACCUUUGCCUCUACCUACGAGGAUCAUAUGGUCCUCCAAAAAGGGCCACGUGGGGCAGUAGUUUGGGGAAAGUCAACUAAACUAGGUGACACAGUUCACGUGUCAUUAAAUGGCCACGAAGUUGCUCAUGCUAAUGUUACACACGAUGAGUAUGGUGGGCUGAUGUGGAUUGUAAAGGUCGUCAUGAAUACAAACAACUACGGUCCCUACAACCUCACAGCACUGUCGAGCUUAGGGGAGCUAACUCUCCAUGACGUUAUGUUUGGUGACGUAUGGGUGUGUUCCGGCCAAAGUAACAUGGUGUUUCCCUUACUUUGGUUAGUCAAUGCCACGGAAGAGUAUGAAGAUGCCUCAAACUAUGCCAAUGUACGAGUGUUUAGAGAGCCUUUCCAUCAAUCCAAUGUUUCUUUGGAGGAUUACAGACCUUAUCUUCCAUGGUCGAGACCAACUGAGCAUUCCUUGAAGUCGUUUUCCGCCGUCUGUUGGUUGUUUGGCAAACGCCUUUCAUCCCAGUUUCAAUACCCCAUUGGAUUGAUGGAAACUAACGUUGGAGGCACAAGGAUAGAAUCAUGGUCUUCACCCGAGGCUUUGAGCGCAUGUCCGUCAACUAGGAGAGUGACUGGACAUUCUACUCUUUGGAAUGGAAUGGUGACGCCUCUCCUGCGUAACACUAUAUAUGGCGCCAUCUGGUAUCAAGGGGAGGCAAACAUCCAUAAACCGAACCUCUACUCGUGUCAGUUUCCCGCCAUGAUAGCUGACUGGAGACACAAAUUCAGUGCUGCAUCUCAACACACGACAUCGCCAAAUUUCCCGUUCGGAUUUGUACAACUAGCCGCUAACAGAAAUGUAUCGGCGACUACUGGAUUUCCGUCCCUGCGAUGGGCUCAGACAGCUGACUACGGCACGGUUCCCAAUGCCAAGAUGCCAAACACAUUUAUGGCAGUAGCGAUGGAUCUACCGGACUUCGACUCUCCACACGGAAACAUCCAUCCCCGUUUUAAACAUGACGUAGCAUCCCGUCUGGCCUUGUCAGCUCUCGGUGUGGCGUACCACCAGUCAGGACUAGAGUACCAGGGUCCUUACCCAUCAGAUUACCACGUGACUGGUCACUCCCUAAAUAUAGAGUAUAACCAUGGACGGACCCCCAUUAGACUGACCGUCAACGCUACUCGAACAGGAGUGGGCGCCGAAUUCGAGGUAUGUUGCUCAGUUCAUCAUUGCCCAAACACUUACCGGCAUUGGAAGUCUGCCCCGAUAACGUCACAUGAUGUGUCAUCCGUUACGCUUGAUACAAGCACAUGUGGUAACGUGGCCCUGUCUGCGGUAAGAUACGCGUGGAGGGAGAGUCCGUGUGAGUUCAAGCAGUGUGCUGUGUACGGGAGAGAUACUGAUCUCCCUGCCCCUACAUUUUACCAUAGCUUUCACGGAUAGUGUGUAAAAUGGUUUGGGAAUAAAAAGAAGUUUUAUUUU